This is a messenger RNA of Owenia fusiformis, 2773 nucleotides long. The record is from the annotation of a GenBank genome assembly. Lineage: Eukaryota; Metazoa; Annelida; Polychaeta; Sabellida; Oweniidae.
UGGCGGACGAAGGAAAAGGUUUGAAUGAUUUCCUUUCCAAAGUCGACCAGAUUGAAAAACUGGUAAAAGGUCUAAAUGCCGAAGAUGAUGAAGAGAGGAAAGCUGCCUUUCAAGAUUCAGAUGCAUUCUUAGCUGAACAUCUCCCACCAUCUGAAAGAUCAAAAACUGGCAAAGCAGCAUUUGAUAGGACAUUGAUAAACAAAAGUGCUGGAGAUGGAAUGUCUCCACAAGAUUCAGAGCAGCCUACUUGUCAAGAUGAGAUGAUGAAAGUUCUAGAGGCUGAUGCAGCUGAUCGCUACAACAGAAGGCAGGUUGCUAAAAAAGAAGCUGAUGAACUCAAAGAGAAAGGAAAUGUCGAAUUUAAAAAUGGAAACUAUGAAGGAGCAAUUGAGUGGUACACCAAGGGUCUAGAUGUACUAAAGGACACUAUUGCACUGUGGACUAACAGAGCCCAAGCAAAUAUCAAGCUUGGCAGAUAUAAAGAAGCAUUACAUGAUUGUGAGUGGGCAUUAAAGGUGGAUGAAAUGUGCUUGAAGGCCUAUGUACACCAAGGCAAGGCUAACUUGGGCCUUAAACAAUAUGACCAAGCCAUAGAAAGCUAUAAUAACAUAAAAAGAAUAGACAAGAAGAAGGAAAAUAUGGUCAAAGGUUACAUCAAUGAAGUAGAGCUUGCUAGGGCAUCAAUGCAGCAUGAAGAGGCAGCUAAAGCUUCAUUCCAGUCUGGAAACUUGGGUGCUAAGGGUGUAGUAGAACUCCUAGAGAAGCUGAUCAAGCCAGGAGAGAUGGCCAUUUAUUAUGCAGGAGGCUGUAGGCUACUGGGUAGUCUCCUAACAGAUACUGACAAUAGGACGUUAUUCAGAACACAUGGUGGACUGUCACUGACAGAGAGCCACCCUACCAUACAGAGAUGCUUCAAUGCUAGGGUUCAGAGUCUAUCUGGGGAGGGACUGGAUCUAUGUGCUGCUAUAGUUGAGCUGAUACAGGCUGCAUGCACUGAUAAUGAGGAGAACCAAAAGCAGAUUGUAGUUGUCCCAGGUAUAUCUGACUCAAUGGUGGCAUGGCUUGAGUGUACAGUUAAAGGCACGGUGGCUAUCAAGACGCACAUCACUCACUUCCUACAUACUAUCUCACAGACUGAUACAGGACGAGUGGCUAUCAUAAAGAACUUUGAUCUCUCAAGGUUAUUGGGAACCCUGUUUGGCCUGGUGAACCUGGGAGAUAAGGUAGCUCUGAGCGCAGUAGCCUUGCUCAAUAAUUUAGCUCUAGAGAAGGCAUUCAAGUCACAAAUACGAGGAAAUAUAGAAGAGGAUGUUUUACCAGCAUUUGAACAGCUCAUGAUUACUGGUACCAAUAUUUCACUGUUGCCAUGUGUAAUUUCCACGGUUACCAACCUAUGUGGUGAUGUCACAAUACGUAAGAAGGUUGGCCACAGAAGGGAAACCUGGAGUGCAUGCUGUAAUGUUCUUGCAAAGUACACACCUACUGUCAGUGCAGAAAAAGAUGAGGAAAUCAUAUACUCCAUAUUAGGACUUUUGAUUAACAUGACAACUGAAAAAUAUGAUGCGAUGCAAACAUUCACAAGACAUUUGUGUGAGAACUGUUGUAAACUGGUGCAGUGUGAUACAUCUAGAAUAUACGAGAGAUCUUAUGCAGUACUCAGUCACAUAUUACCUAGCAACAAAGAGGCAGUUACCAUGGCAAUGGAACACAAUAUCAUGACAAAGAUCUUAGAGCAUUUACAGAUGUAUUCCCCCGAAAGUGCAAUCGUAAAGCAUUGCGCCAGAUGUCUUCCCGCAUGUACCCAGCUCUCCCCUAAUGCAGUCAAUACUAUAGUGAACACAAAGAAAGGUCUAGGCACGGUGGUUGGUCUGUUAAAGCCCAAUGAUGAGGCAAUACAGGGUAAUGCAGCCCUUUGCCUCACACACUGUACCCAGACACCUGGAGUGGCCAGCAAGCUCACCAAGACAAGCAUUAUCAAGCAUCUCCUCAUACUAGCCAGGGAUGGACGGAGGCCUGAGCUGCAACAAAACUGUGCCAUAUUGCUUGCCAAACUAGCUCAGGCAGACACGAGGCAUUUGGAGACACUGAGAGAACUACAUGGUAUAGAGAUACUAGCAGACUGUAUGAAAUUCAUUAAAUAACCAAACUAAGAAAUGUUUCAAUGACACACAAGAUCCUCUGCUUAUCUCACCUGCUUCCCUUGUGAAAAGGGGAAGGGGUUCAGAGAAGGGACAGGAUGUCGUAACCAAAAAUUCUCCACCCUCUACUCUAGGCACAUGCUGUCCGUAAUAUCCAAUCCUGACAAAAUGCAUGGGACAUGUGAGAAUCCUGUCUACUUAUUGAAUCCAUGGGACAUACGAGUUGGUAUAGAACAUGUAGGAAAAGCUACAGGAUAGCAGUCUUAGGACUGUCACAGGGUUAUGAAAUGUUCCAGGCAAAAUACAAGAUGGAUAUAUUUGUAUGGAGACACAAUCAACAGGAAAAAGUUUGGCAUUUAACAAUAAUAAAUCUGGGUUGAGUUAAAACAAAAUGUAUAUGUCUGUAAAAAUAGAUAUAUCAGAAUUCAUAUUGCUAUGGUGUCCAACUUUUUUAUGAUGGUGUUUGGCAGGUGGUAGUCAGCGUUUGGAGACUGUAACAAAUGGCAGGUGAUGACAUUUUUGUUUUUCAUAUUGUAUUGCUCCACCCUCAUGCACUAUGCAUAUGCUAGUACAUGUUCCCAUCUUAUUGAAUUCCAAUAUGGAAAUACAGGAUUAUUUCAUCCUUGGUGUCAAGG